Oryzias latipes (Japanese medaka) is the source of this 8858-nucleotide messenger RNA. It is a transcript of the gene nhsb, whose product is annotated as Nance-Horan syndrome b (congenital cataracts and dental anomalies). Gene Ontology annotation, biological process: lens development in camera-type eye; cell differentiation. The record is from RefSeq and is a predicted model, not a curated record. Lineage: Eukaryota; Metazoa; Chordata; Actinopteri; Beloniformes; Adrianichthyidae.
UCAACACGCAUACUCACACUGCUGACCUGAGCUGGCUGCGUGCUGCAUGUGUGUGCAUGCGUGCGUGCGUGCGCGCAUCACAGGGAAUGUGAGCGGUCCCCAGAAAGCAGCAGCAGGAUGGAGGGUCUCAAGGAGAAUCUGGGAACUUUGGAUUGACGCCCGGGAAUAACGCACGGUCGGGCCGAGCCUCAUCGGGUUUCUCGUGGAUUUAUAGAUUUGGAUGUUGUCUGUUUUCACCUUUUCCUUCUAGGCAUCAGGGAUUUCUACUUGGCUUGCGAGCUUUAUCAUUUUGGCGGACAAAAUGCCAUUCGCCAAAAGGAUUGUGGAGCCGCAGCUUCUUUGCAGACACCAAAUCCCUAACGAUGAAGGUCUGCUUUUCGAGGACCUGUGUGCCAUCAGCAACGUGGUUCUUUCCCGGACCUUGCGACAGCUGUCCGACCUGGCUCGGCAUGCCUGCUCCCUAUUUCAGGAGCUGGAGAACGACAUCAUAUGCACCAACCAGCGAGUCUGGCAUCUCCAGAAAAAAAUAGGCCAGAUACAACAGACUGCCAGUGCCCUGGACCCCAAAAAAGAGGCAGUGCCUGUGUCAAACCUGGAAAUCGAGAGCAAGCUUUCAGCUCACUAUCAGGCUCCUCUUCACCAGCAACACAACAUGUUCCAUCCUUCUACCAGACCGAUGUGUCUUGAGGAGCUACACAAAAAUGCUCAGUUCAGACUCCGAGCGCUGCAUCAAGAUGAACAGCUUCAUCAGCGGUCCUCGAGUCGGGAAAGGAACAGGAUGACCAUCUCUCUCUCAGUGGCACCCCCCAUGCCAUCGUUUCCCUCGCCUCACACCAUCCGCCGACAACAGAGGAGUCGCUUGGCAAGAGCGCAAGAGAGAGCAGAGAGGGAAUGGGAGUUGGACUAUCAACCUGGGAAGGAGACAACUGUGAGAGAAACAGAGAUUCAGGCUAUACAGAGAAAAGAGAGACCAUACAGAGUGGCAGAUAUCCAAGGAAAGCUUGAGUGCUUUUACUCACUUGACACUAUUGAAGGUUGCAUCUUCAUUCCAUGGAGUAGAAAGGCUACCUCAGCAGAAGAAGAGGAGAUUGAUGAGGUUCUGGAGGGCCACAGAGAAAAGGCCCCAGCUCUUAGUGAUCCCAAUCACCAGGAGAAACAGACCAACUGGUCAAAGGAAAACAUCCCACCUCCAAAACAGAAGACAGCUGUGGAUUUGAAUGCUGUCUCUUCAUGUAUCAUCCCCAUCAAUGUUACAGGAGUUGGUUUCGAUAGAGAGGCCAGUGCCCGUUGCUCUCUGGUCCACUCUCAGUCAGUUCUUCAGAGGAGAAGGAAGCUUAGAAGGAGGAAGACGAUCACUGGAAUACCUAAACGCGUACAACAGGACUUGGACUCAGAUGAAUCCCCUGUUGCAAAGGAGCGCACAGUGAUCAUCCACGCCAACCCACAUCAACUCUCCCUCUGUCAGGAAGACAUCUCAAUAGGUGGCCGUCUUCAUCACACUCGUGACUCUGGGUGCCAGACAGAUGAUUUUCUCAUAGCAUGCACGGCUGCUCCUUCCAGACGACGUAUUAGAGCCCAGCGAGGACAUCAGGGAAUCCCUGCUUCUCUGUCCCAUUCAACAGGAAACAUUUCCUCCUUGGGUGACCAGUCAGACUCUACAUACACUUCAGCCUCAGUACAUGGGGGGCGCUUACGCUCACGCAGUCUUCCACGAGAGGGUGGGCGUCUAAUAGACAGCGAUGAUGAUGAUGACGAUGACGACGAUGAUGACAAUUAUGACGAUGAUGAUGACGAUGAAGACUUGUCACCUUAUGAAGCAGAAGACUUUAUUCCAUCUGGGCCAAGUCCAAGAAUGAAGAUGAUGAUGAUGAAAGAUGAAGAAGAGAGUACAGAUGAUCAGGCGGCUCCUGAGCCGCUGCAGAUUGGAAGCCUAAAACGCCAGCAGCGAUCGGGUGACAGAGACAGAGGGUGUGGGGGAGGAGGAAGCCCAGAACACAGCUGGAUGGAGAGGGGCCGUUCUCGCUUGCCCCGGAAAGCCGACAUGGGUAGCUGUGAAAUUUCAUCCAGUUCUGAUACUUUCAGCAGUCCAAUUCACUCUGUGUCUACUACAGGAGUUUUAGGCAGUCAUGUGGACCACAAGGAAGACCAUCAGUCAUCCAGUGGAAACUGGAGUGGUUCCAGUUCCACAUGUCCAUCACAAACAUCUGAAACAAUCCCUCCACCUUCUUCUCCACCCCUUACAGGAUCAUCCCACUGUGAUUCUGAGUUGUCACUGAACACAGUGCCCAAUGCCAUUGAUGAGGGUUUCUCACUUGAUCCCUCAUACCACACUGACCUCAGACCCCAGGGCCAGGGCCACAGAUCCAGCUCGUUUACAUCCUCAGCCACAGAUCAGCUUGAUGAUGCAGGGGUCAGUACAGCCAGUGAGGGGGAGUGGACAUACCCUGCAGAACAAGACCAGGUUGACCCGGACCAAGACUCUGAUCAGACUCACAUCUUGACUCCAAGCCACGGAACAGUUCAGGAUUACAGUUUGAAACAACACCUGGACAAUGAAACUACUUUUAAUGAAAAAGCAAACAGUAUGGAAAAAGAGCCUGGAUCACAAUACCCAUCUGAUCCGCAUUACUUCUACUCAUCCUCUGUCAAUUUUGGAGAGAGUGAACAGAGUUUCAGAGGAUACACGUAUAACUAUGCAGACCCAGGGGCUGAUUGUGGUCAGUCCAACAUAAUUGCAGCACCUUUGUCCCAUGGAGGGUACCCCCAGCCAACAGCUGAGUUCAGAGCAGGCACGAUGACUUUAGGGAGGACUUUUCGUCCGCUCAGGAAACUGAAGGUCAAACCUCCACCACCCAAACGAACUUCCUCGUUGAGGGAAACAAGUAGUAGGGUUGAUAUUGGAACUGACACGCAAGCAGAUCAGGAUCCACCAAAGAUGGUAUGUGAACAAGAACUUAAUCUGUCUUCCACAGACAUGAAGCUGGAACUGGAGCUGGAGCUUGGAGGUGCCCCAGAACCUUUACAGACAUCAUGUUUAGGGGCAGAGCCUAUGGGCACUUGGGGCAUGGGACUGAGCCAAACCAUGGACCUUGUAGAGCCAAUGUCCUUCAGUUCUGCAGAUACACACUCAUUUAAAGAUGAAGGUGCUGUGCAGUCUGACUAUGCAGACCUGUGGCUUCACAACAGUGAGCUGAAAUCCAGCAAUGGCGAGCACACGUCAAUGUCCAACUCUAGUACAGCUACUGGAACCACUGUCAUGGAUUGUAUGAAGUCUCCAGAUAGCUCGUCCUCCUCAACAGACACACAGAUCCAGCCAAUUGUCCAGCCUACAGAGACCAAGACUACUAGUCCAACCGUUCAACCUGGAGACUUCAAACUUGGAUCACCUGAGAAACUAGCUGGUCUUGCCUCACCAUCAAGUGGCUAUUCCAGCCAAUCGGAGACCCCUACGUCAACUUUGCCCUCCUCUUCGGCAGCCUUCUUCCCAGGUCCACUGUCUCCGUCAACUGGUAAGCGAAAGCCCAAAGUGCCAGAAAGGAAGUCAUCACUCUCUUCCUUGCAACACUUCCCUAGAGAUGUAGCUACCAUCUCGUCUUGCUAUAAGAGAGACCCAGACUUUCCACCACCACCGUCCCAACUUGACCUUAAUGUUCUUCAUGGUAGCUAUGUCAGACACACUCUCUCUCAUCGGACUCAUCACGUACACACACUUCAUCAUAGCAAACACAGAGUUACAAAUGCUUUAACCACUGCAACAAAGAUGUUGACCCCAGACACAGCAAAUAGCAACCUACUGCCAAGUUCAAGUUUUGCUACAGAAAAACCAAGUUCAAAUCUGUUAGCCCCACCUGGUCCCCGUUCAGUGGAACAUCAUUCAAGUAACCAGUCUAAAGAUCAACAGAGUACUUUUACAAUGCAACAGGAAACAGCAGUAGAGACUGUGACAAGACCCAAAUGUCCUCCCAUUAGUUCCACUUUGGCUCCUCCACCUGUUAACACAAGGCCUCUCCCACCUCGUAGGCCACCUCCAAGACCGCCAUGCCAUUAUCACAGUUCCUCUCCUGAACAUUCACAACCCCCUCCACCUGGCCGUCACCCUGAUGGACCUCCUUCCUACGAAAGCCUGCUACUUAGACAGGACCGCUAUGGACCUGGAACAUUUUGGGCUAUGACAGGCUUCAGGACUCGGAUAGAUCCCCCAUCAGAUCUCUCUGAGGACAGCUCACCUCUACAUAGACCGGUACCACGUGCUCCUCACCCUUCACCAGUGGAUCUACAUACUCAUAUCCACGCUCACACAGAAUUUAGGGGGCUUAACAAUUCAGCGAAUGCACAGUCAGAGUUUAGGAUAUUAGGGGAGCGCUCAUUCUCACAAGAUGAGGAUGAAGAUGAAGAAGAAGAGGAAGAAGAGGAAGAGCAGGUAAAAGAACCAACAAGAGCUGCAUGUUCUAGAGUGAGCAUGCGAUCUGAUCAUCCUCCACCUCCAGCAUAUGAAUUUGCUGGGAGCUCUUACUCAGACUCAGGGCCAUGGGCUAGUCCAGUCAAAGUGCCUGAUAACUCAAUAGAAACAUUGCAUCCUAACAUAAUCUGCAAUGUUAAGAAAAAAGGACAUGAGCUGCAGGAAGCAGAGGAGCAAAUGAUAUCAGGUGCAACCAGAAGUGCCCAUCAGCAGCAUCCAAUGGAGACUAAAGAUGACUCUACUACCCCAGACACCGAAGACUACUUCAGUAAAGAUUCCACACCCAGUGAUAAUUCACUCUCCCCUCUGAUGGACGACACCAAAGUGGACGAGGACAUUAUCAUUACAUCACCCAACAAAAGCCGAACAACUGAGGAUCUGUUUGCCAUGAUACACAGAUCCAAGAGAAAAGUUCUAGGUCGGAAAGAUUCAGGAGACCUGAAUGUGAAAUCUCGUCUUUGCCCCACAGCACCAGUGAACCCCAACAAUGUCUGCACUGGUGUUGUUCCUCCAGCCCCUCCGCUCAACUUUCAAGCUAAUAUAGCCAAUGCUGUUGGGUCACAACGGGCUCCUGUGCCAAUCUAUCGCAGUGCUAAGAAAUCAAACACAUCCAAUGAGGAGUUUAAACUUCUUUUGCUGAAGAAAGGAAGCAGGUCAGAUUCUAGCUACCGCAUGUCUGCUAUAGAGAUCCUGAAGAGUCCUAUCACCCCUAAAACACCAGGCGAGUCCUUCCAGGAAGGGCCUGUUAAACAGGCUGAGGAGUCAUCAUCUAUUUUUCCAGAGCCUCCCAUUUCUGGCCUGGAUCCAAUUCAGAUACCCGGUCUUUUUCCAAGGGCCAACUCUGAGAGUUUCACCCCAAAAACUGUGUCUAUGUCAGCUGCAUCUCGACAAGGACGUUCUCGGAUUCCCCCGGUUGCCAACAGCAGUCGCUACAGUACACGCAGUCGCCUAUACACAGCCCCGAUGCAAGCCAUUUCUGAGGGGGAGACGGAAAACUCAGAUGGGAGUCCCCAUGAUGACAGAUCUUCUUAAAUCAACCUUACAACAGAUACUGUAAUUUCUCAGCCUAGUUGUAAUGUAAAUUAAUACCUGAAAAAUACAAAAUUAGAUUGUUACUGAAAUGUACCAACAUUAUAUACUGAUGCUGUUCUGUUCAGUGAUACUGAAUGAUAAAAGGAUGAUAAGGGGACAAAUUGAGAAAAUACUUUAGUAUUGUGCCAUAUUUGAAAGGUUGCUCCGCCUAAAAUUUAAAUCUGUUUUCAUGUGAUCUAAAAAAAUGUCCCAAAUGUGUGGAAAAUACUAACAAAAAAAGAUGUGUCUGUAACAGACAGAGUUGCAUGAUCGAGAAUAGACAACUGAUAUUUUUACUUGUAUUAUGAAUGGUGUGACAGAACGGGUGUCACUUGGGGACUGCUUUCCUACUCAAAUUAACACAUUUUUAUGACAUGUAGUAUUCUUUUAACUUAUGAUGCCAGGUUUUUAGUGGCUAGACCUUCCAGAGUUUAUACUUAGUAUUCUCACCAACAAGCCAGAGGUCUGUGUCACUGCGAAAAUUACUAACAUCUUAACUUAGCAUAAACUUUAUAUCUUUUGUAUUCCAUCUGAAGACAUGGCUUAGAGCGUGUACGGAAGCCCACCUUAUAUAUGUCCACAAAAAAAGGUAUCCAAAAAAAAAAUUAAACGUGAUGCAUGUAUUUUUGUAAAAUUGCGCCUCAGAACAUAAGAAUUCUUCAUCAAUUUGCAUGCCCUGUGUGGAAGUAUCCCCUGGAACCUGAUUUCUAUCAACAUUUUUAUGAUUCUUAAUUUAUCUGUACAUUUAGUUUUUCAUUGCAUUGCCAGUGAUUGAAGUGUCUAACAAGAAGGAGAAAUGGUUUUCACCUUUUUGUCUAAAGUACAGGUUUACUUUGGACAAUCGCACAGUGGCCUUUAUCCGAUAAAAGUGGUGGAAGGCAGGACGUCCGUAAACCCCUGCACAAGAACAUGGAGCUGUGCCAUGUUCCACCAAAAUUCAAACGCUAAUCUACUCAAACCCAACAUUAAAAUCUAUUGCUUAGACUUCUUAAAGCUUUUCCAUAUGCUAACUACUGUUGCUAUGCUAACUUGACAAGCUAGUGGCACACUUGAUAGCAGAUAUAAUGAUACCAUAGAGUGCAAACGGUAAAAAUGCUUUAGAAAGUCUUCAAUUGGUUUAACUAGAGGUUGCCCAAAAACUAACCUCACUUUUGCACUUAGUAUUUAUUUGAGAAUAUUCUGUGAUAAAAAUAUAUAUCAUAUAAAAAAAAUGCAUACAUAUAUUUGUACUUACUAUUAAAAAAGACAAAUCUAUAUAAAAAUUAAACACAGAAAUUUUAUGGGGAAUCAAAAAGUGUAGCAAAAAACAGUCUCACUGACAAUGCGAAUAACUUAUCAGUGUGCUGUUCUCCUCUCCGUGUUGCCUCUCCUUCAUUUGCACAGACCCAGUAGCAUUAGACAGGUGAAAGCUCAGUAAAGCGGCUUCUGAACACCCCUCUAAGGAACUCUACAAAGCGAUUUAAAAAAUGAACAAAAAAACGAGAGAGCCAACGAAACCCUGCAAUACAUUAUCCAUUGAUCACACCCAACAUAGGGUUUGAAGUAAUCUAGCAAUGUACAUCAUUUGACCUGAUUUCACACAAAAAUAGAAAACGUACCAGUGGAAGGCCUGAGCAGCCACCUGCCUAUCAGAGCAAACCAUAACACAUGCGCUUUUUCAUGUUUUGAGACUGUAGUCCAAAUAAAACCAUUCAAUGUAUUCUAUGAAUACCUCAGCAAACAUAUUACUGUUUUAUUGUAAUAGAUAGAUAGAUAGAUAGAUAGAUAGAUAGAUAGAUAGAUAGAUAGAUAGAUAGAUAGAUAGAUAGAUAGAUAGACACAACAGUUUGAUACUCAGCGAAUCUCAAUUGCAGAACUGACACUGUGUAAGAUGAAGAGCGUUAAAAGCUGUGAACUGACUCGAAUUUUACAUUCAUCAUGUUUCUGAAACACGCACUCGUUCCUGUCCGUUGUUUUAUUUGUUGUGUUUUCUAUCGCAUGCAAUAAUUAAAGAGUUGGAAAAAAGUAAAGAAGAAAACCACCAAAAUCAUUAUUUUUAUCUGCAGGAUGUAUCAAUGAAAAAAGGGUUUUGUAUUUUCGUUCAAAUGUCGAGUUCAAUUGUGUGUUCUAUAGAUGUACAAACUAUGUCUGGCUAAUUCUGUUCUGUAUAGUUGUGAUCACAAACAGGGGUUUAUCUUGUACUGUAUAUCUACUCACUGGACAAUCAUACGUAGAAGAGACUGUAAAGAAAAUUAUAGUGAAGCGAUGAGGAGGGAGAAGCGGAAUAUUUUGGUGCUGGGUCAUCCUAGUCAUGCUAUGGAGUUAAGAGAAACGUUUUCUACGAAAAAAUGAUGGUUGCAUUACCUGUGCAUAUCCGGACAACCCGCCUUGGACAAAAUGUACAAAUAUAAAAAAGAGGUGGAAGAUAUCAGAAAUAAGUGGAACAGAUGUAUUCAUAAGAACAAAACAUUUGUUUGACUUGACCAGAAAGUCAUCGUCCUCUUUUUAAUCAUGGUUGAAUAUUUUUAUUCCCGCAACUAUUACUACUCAAUAUAGUGAUUAGAAAAAAGUACUCCAAAGUAUUUCGUAAUUUGUUUAGUGUGGUUUUUCCAUACUGUACCUGACACCAACACCUUAGAGGUCUAACACCGUGGAGGUUUAUUGAGACUGUUUCCUUUCUUUGUAUAACAAGUAAAUGGAGAUUCAAACAAAAACAUUUCAUUAAAAAGGCCGACUAAAAGGCUGCCAUGCAGACGUGAAACCGAAUAUAACAGAAGCCUGGGAAUUUAAAAACAAAAAAUGGCAAACUUUUAUAGGUUUUACUCAUGGCCAGUGCCCACAAUUUGCACACUGAAGAAGUGUGACAACAAUCACUAGACAUUUUUAAACAGAGGUGUACAGUAUGGAAUAUCCCUAAACUGACGUUGAAGAUGGAUGGAGCAGGAAAAAAAAGUAGACACUAAAACAAUUUACCUAUUUAAAAAAAAGCUCCAAAUCUAAAACUAGCUAGGUCUUAACAGAUUUGAAUCACUUUUGUAUUUUUGUAUAAAUAUGUAAAUAUGUUUUUGAAGGAAAAAUGUCGCAAAUUUUUUUCUUUUGUAAAAUAAAUUAAUAAAAAACAACAAAAAAAGUUCUUUUUCUCAAGUUUACAUAUUUGUUUCUAAGCCUUUGUAUGUUUGGGGACUGUUUCACACCUUUAGUCUUGUAUUGAUGAAUUUUAUUUUGAGGGAGAGACACUACGACAUUGUAAAAAAAAUCCAUUAUUCUAUAUUACUAAUUUCAACAGCUUACUGAGCUGAUAAAAACUGUGCAUAGAAAAAAAAUACCAAUAAAUGUGAUUGCAAUGGGA